Messenger RNA from Laccaria bicolor S238N-H82, 576 nucleotides. RefSeq lists its product as uncharacterized. Bases 1 to 576 code for a protein of 191 amino acids. NCBI's taxonomy places the organism in Eukaryota, Fungi, Basidiomycota, Agaricomycetes, Agaricales, Hydnangiaceae. The transcript is spliced from 6 exons. The record is from RefSeq and is a predicted model, not a curated record.
AUGUUGAAACAUAUGGGUGCAGCGUACCAUGACAUAGACCCACAACCUAUGUGGGCUGGGCGAAUCCUACCAGCCGUCAAGUUGACGCGACCCAAGUUGGAUACUGACCGGCGGACAGGAAAAUGCGCAAGCCCGUAUCGAGGGAAGGUGGACGAACUUGAAAGCGGCCGAGUCAAGGCACCAGUGAAGCGGUGGUCACGUAUUGAUUGGGAACGACACUCGAAUAGCCCUGCUAAUAAAAUUACCGAAAUCACUUCAAUUCCGCAUAUUGAAGCCACUGCCUACUUCGCCCAGCUCAAUAUUGCAUCCGCGCACGGACCCCAAUUCAUUGGUCGAUGGAGGGUGCCUUGCCUCGGCAUCACUGUCAUUGGCGACCAAGUGACAUUCUAUGCAAUCAUUCUUCUCGGCCACCAAUAUCGGCUCAUCAGUCUCACCCCCACCCUGUCAUGUCUUCGUUCGGCGUCGGACUUGACUGACCGCACCAGCCUCUACCGCGCGUUUGCCGCUGCUUCUGUUCUCGAUAUGCGGAUCUUCGAAGACCGUUCCGACUCACUCUUGCAAAUCUGCCGCCUCUGA